CCACACUUAAAUAGUGGAAGAAGGCCAGUGCGACCUAGGAGGAGGAAGCCAGGCCGGAUCUGCCUGGACCCCAGCCAGUCCAACUGCCAACCCAAAGCUGCCAUGAGGCUCCCGAGCGUGGCUCUUUUGCUGUUCCUGUUCCUGCGCACUGGCCUCGGUCUGACGGAGGUGCGCUGGUGCACCGUCUCAAACGCGGAGCAGCAGAAAUGCGCAGACAUGGGCAAGGCCUUCCAGGGAGCUGGCAUCCAGCCUCUCCUCCUGUGCGUCGACGGCACCUCCGCUGACCACUGUGUCCAGCUCAUCAAGGACCAGAAAGCUGAUGCCAUCACUUUGGAUGGAGGAGCCAUUUAUGAGGCAGGGAAGGAAUAUGGUCUGAAGCCAGUGGUCGGUGAAGCAUAUGACCAAGACGCUGGGACCUCCUAUUAUGCUGUGGCUGUGGUCAGGAGGAAUUCCAACCUGACCAUCAACACCCUGAAGGGCGUCAAGUCCUGCCACACAGGCAUCAACCGGACUGUGGGCUGGAACGUGCCCAUUGGCUACCUAGUGGAGAGUGGCCAUCUCUCAGUGAUGGGCUGUGAUGUGCUCAAGGCUGUUGGUGACUAUUUCGGGGGCAGCUGUGUCCCUGGGACAGGAGAAACCAGUUACUCUGAAUCCCUGUGUCGCCUCUGCCGUGGUGACGCCACUGGGCACAACGUGUGUGACAAGAGCCCCCUAGAGAGAUACUAUGACUACAGUGGGGCCUUCAGGUGCCUGGCGGAAGGAGCGGGCGACGUGGCCUUUGUGAAGCACAGCACCGUGCUGGAGAACACAGACGGGAAAACCCUGCCAUCCUGGGGCAAGGCGCUGAUGUCACAGGACUUCCAGCUACUGUGCAGGGAUGGCAGCAGGGCCGACGUUACUGAGUGGAGACGGUGCCACCUGGCCAGGGUGCCUGCGCAUGCCGUGGUCGUCAGGGAUGACAUGCCUGGGGACCUCAUAUUCCAGCUGCUCAAUGAAGGCCAGAUUCUGUUCAGCCACGAGGCCAGCAGCUUCCAGAUGUUCAGUUCCGAGGCCUACGGCCAGAAGAACUUGCUAUUCAAAGAUUCCACGUUGGAGCUCGUGCCCAUCACCACGCAGAGCUAUGAAGCGUGGCUGGGCCAGGAAUACCUGCAAGCCAUGAAGGGUCUGCUCUGUGACCCCAACCGACUGCCCCGCUACCUGCGCUGGUGCGUGCUGUCCAUACCCGAGAUCCAGAAGUGCGGAGAUAUGGCUGUGGCCUUCAGCCGGCAGAGACUCCAGCCAGAGAUCCAGUGUGUGUCGGCUGAGUCCGCAGAGCACUGCAUGGAACAGAUCCAGGCUGGGCAUAUUGAUGCUGUGACCCUGAAAGGCGAGGACAUUUACACAGCAGGGAAGGUGUACGGCCUGGUCCCGGCGGCUGGGGAGCUGUAUGCCGAGGAGGACAGAAGCAAUUCCUACUUUGUGGUGGCUGUGGUACGACGGGACCGCUCCUACUCCUUCACCUUGGAUGAGCUACGAAGCAAGCGCUCCUGCCACCCAGGCUUGGGCAGCCCCGCAGGCUGGGAUGUGCCCAUAGGCUCCCUCAUCCAGCGGGGCUUCAUCCGGCCCAAGGACUGUGAUGUCCUCACAGCGGUGAGUGAGUUCUUCAAUGGCAGCUGUGUGCCUGUAAACAACCCUAGGAACUACCCUUCCUCGCUGUGCGCGCUCUGCGUGGGAGAUGAGAAGGGCCACAACAAGUGUGUGGGCAGCAGCCAGGAGAGGUACUACGGAUAUAGAGGGGCCUUCAGGUGCCUUGCGGAGAAUGCAGGGGAUGUUGCCUUCGUCAAGCACACAACUGUCUUUGAGAAUACAAAUGGCCACAAUCCUGAGCCCUGGGCCGCUCAGCUCAGGUUGCAAGACUAUGAGCUACUAUGCCCCAAUGGGGCACGGGCUGAAGUAAGUCAGUUCCAAGCCUGCAACCUGGCACAGAUGCCACCCCAAGCUGUCAUGGUGCAUCCAGACACCAACAUCUUCCCUGUGUAUGGACUUCUGGACAAGGCCCAGGACCUGUUUGGAGAUGACCACAACCAGAAUGGGUUCCAAAUGUUUGACUCCUCCAAAUACCACAGCCAAGACCUGCUUUUCAAAGAUGCUACAGUGCGGGCAGUACCUGUUGGGAAGAAAACCACAUACCUGGAAUGGCUGGGGCCUGACUACGUGGUCGCCCUGGAGGGGAUGCUCUCUCAGCAGUGCUCGGGCGCAGUGGCCGCGGCGCACCGAGUCCCCCUGCUGACCCUGCUCGUGCUGGGCCUGACAGCAGGCCUCCUCCCGCACGUUCUCUGAAUGUGGCUGCUGCAGGCGGGCGACCUGAGCAGGGUAGGCUGCGGAGUCCAACCCAAGAAACCUGGAAAUCGGCUAACCCUGCAGGAGAGCGCGGGAUGCAAGAGGCCAGGUGAGGACUUUCACACACAGCCCUCGGAUGUGCGAGAAGUUUCUGGAAUCAGGACGAUUGUUAAGGCCAAGUGUUCCCACCUGCCCGAGCCCUUGGUACCUGAGGCGACUGGCGAGCAGCCCAGUCAUGCCUCCCACACUGGCGGCGCCUGCAGCGAACCUGUGCCUCCCACCUGGAGCCUCUUGGCUGGCUGGGGAAAAGAGGUCGGUUGCUGUGGCAACCGUGGAACAGCUUCCCGCACCAGCAUCUGCGCCAGCCGCCUGGGGAGGUCCUUGUCUUCUGUGACACCAAGGAGCCCAGCCUUCUGCACUGCAGAUCUACCAGACUGGGGUGGGAGAAAGGCCAGAGAUGGACUGUGAGAAUGCAGUCCUGCAGAAACCCUCAGGUGAAGGAAGUGCCCCAGUAAGAAUGUCAGAGGGUGAGGAGCUCGAUUCAGGGUGGGGACUUCCUACCCUGCCUGGACCUCACUGCAUAGUGAGACUGCUGCCUAGAAUCCUCUGCUCCCUCCUGUGGGGUCGGUCUCAACAUAAUCCUCCGCCUCCCCCUACCCCGCCUCACGGUGUACUCGUCCCCCAUCAACACAUACACACACACACACACACACACACACACACACACACACGCGCACGCACGCACGCACGCACGCACACACGCACAUGCACACGCGCACGCAUGCACGCACACAUCUUGCCUGUGUGGGAACAUUUCUAUACCGUGUCUGAAGGUGCAUGAGCUAGCCCAGAAUCAGGCCCUGUGAUGCCUGAGACACCGGGGUUGAGGUGAGCCCUGUCUUGCCUGGCUAACCCUGGUGCAGAAGGACCCCCUGAUUCCUGCACUCUGUGAGAGUCAACAGAAAGCCUAGGGACGACCCUCUCUCCACACCAGUUUGUCAUUGUUCUCUCAAGAGCCAGAAAAAGUUUUUCAAAAACCCCAGCUCUUACUCCAAAUUUUGUUCCUUUAAAAAUCCUAAAGAGAAGAAACGGGAGGGAGCAGCUCUUGUCAGCACUCUGGAAGCAGCGUAGGCCUGCAGCUAUCUGUGUACGGGUCUGUGUGGGGGGACCGCGGGGCGCUGGUGACAGGCCAGGUUCCCAGUGGCUCGCCCCCACCCGUGGGCGACAGGACAGAUCCUUUACUUCUCUCAGCAGUGGAGGAGGCCCAGCAGUGUCCCAGCCAGAGCCACACCUUCCUGAGGAAUCUGGGUCACCAUUUGGAGACAAAGCCCCUCCUCCCAGGACACAGCCACCCAUUCCUCUCUGACCUGGGGAUUGAUAUUUUUCUCAAAGGAGACUUUCACACGAGAAAUGUAUUCUAUGUGGGCGAGCCAUUGAUCGUGCUUCCCAAAGUGUGAUGUGUGUGCUGUGUGUCUUUUGGGUGUGACUUUCAAAGCUGCUGUGUAAAUGACGUCCGAUUGCCAGGGGACACUCCAUGUGAGUGCUAAAGAAAGACAUUGAUUGUCUCCUUUUUAAAUAAAGCCAAACAACCCUGGAUUGUGAUGGA
Molecule: messenger RNA, 3925 nt
Organism: Mesocricetus auratus (golden hamster)
Lineage: Eukaryota; Metazoa; Chordata; Mammalia; Rodentia; Cricetidae
Gene: Meltf
Product: melanotransferrin
Exons: 16
Coding region: 103-2319 (738 amino acids)
Biological process (GO): iron ion transport
Cellular component (GO): extracellular region; early endosome; plasma membrane
Source: RefSeq, a predicted model, not a curated record